Myxocyprinus asiaticus (Chinese sucker) is the source of this 5639-nucleotide messenger RNA. Its product is annotated as tyrosine-protein phosphatase non-receptor type 18-like. The record is from RefSeq and is a predicted model, not a curated record. Gene Ontology annotation, molecular function: non-membrane spanning protein tyrosine phosphatase activity. NCBI's taxonomy places the organism in Eukaryota, Metazoa, Chordata, Actinopteri, Cypriniformes, Catostomidae. Gene Ontology annotation, cellular component: nucleus; cytoplasm. The coding region runs from base 3547 to 4920 and encodes 457 amino acids. The transcript is spliced from 16 exons. Gene Ontology annotation, biological process: peptidyl-tyrosine dephosphorylation.
CAGCGGGAGAAACUUCCCCGUGUCACUUCUGCUUGCUGAACAGCUUUGCAAAGACGGAAACAGUUUCGCUGCUGUUGUUAGGCGCUCCAUGAAUUUCUAUUAGAGACUGUAGGCGCUCAGAAUAGGAUACGGAGGUCCAGAAUCAUAAUAUUACUGGGACUAGACUGGAAGAUGCUGUUGAGAGUGACUGUAUAACGAUGGAGACGCACCUGUUGCGGUUCGUGGAGCGGGUCCGAUGUCUGUCCGACAGUGACAGCAGAGGAGAUCAACUCAUCUCCUCCGAGUUCAACAGAAUUUCGUCUCCAUGGAGUGAUCGAUCGACGUAUUACAGCAAGAUCCUCCAAGUCAGCUACAACCUUCGCCAGCAUUGCCGACAUGCUCAACAGUUGAUGCUGAAUCUCUCUCGCCAUGCCAUCCAAAACGAGUCCCUGAUCUGCGGCCCUGUCUGGGGUAUCAGCUUGAGCACAACAAAAAGAGAAGAAUAUCCCAGCUCUGUUGGUCCUCACAAUAAAAGUGAAUGGUGACCAGAACUCAGAAUGCCAAAAAAAGGACAUGCCACAGUUUUACAGAAGUGUCUGUUGCUUUUUGACUCAGUUGGCUUCAUAAGUGAAAGCAAGAAGGCAUUUAUGACAAGAACGAACUACAGUUCCUCAUUGAGUUUCUAAACAACAGUCAUUUAUUAACUAUGGGCAGUGUUCAGAGGUAGGUUUUAAAGCAUAUGUGGAAAGAAACAGCAGCCUAGGCUGUAGUGCUUGUGGUAAAAAGAAACAGAAGUGGGUAAGAAUGUACUGUGGGUUCUUUGACUGAGACACCAUUGAGAGAAUCAAACUGAAAACAGUACAUGUAAAUGUGUUUCUUUGGUAUUACAACAGAUAGCAGGUUUAGCCAUGAAACGUGAUUGCAGCCAUUUAUAGCCUUCAUAUGUUCAAUGAAUGCAAGUACAAAGUUGUUCAGAUUGUAGUCCAAAUUCGGAAGAGAUGUAGCAUUUUCGAGGCAGGAGUUCCCUGGUUUUUUAGAAUUGCCUUUUUCAAUUUAUGAGGAAAUAUGGUCUUUUGUUAACAUUAGCCUACUUGAAGAGACGUUCACGUUUUGUUCUACACCAUAAAUUACACACAGUCAUACCUCAAAUGUAAAUUUUGAAACCAUUGUGCACUUUAAAAAUGUAAGUUGCUAAAAAUUUGUUACUUAAAUACUACAAAUUUGUCAUGUAGUCUUCAUAAACAUAAAUUUAGCAACAUUUUAACAACACAGCGGCUUCAAAAUUCAUGUUUGAGGUAUUACUGUGUGCUUUAAAACUGUACGUUGCCAGCAAGUUGCUACUUAAAGACUACAAUGGCUGUCAGAUUUGUGAAGUACAUAAACUCAUGUCCUUGCAGUAGUUAUAGUCCUUAUUUAGCAGCUUAGGUUUUUAAUAACUCAGUGGUGUCAAUAUUCAUGUUUGAGGUGUGACUAUGUGCUUUAAAAACGUAAGUUGUUAGCAAGUUGUUACUUAAGGACUACAACGACUGUUCGAUUCGUCAAGGGCUUAAACUUGCAUCCUUGUGGUAGUUGUAGUCCUUAUUUAGCAACUUAGGUUUUUAAAAACACAGUGGUGUCAAAAUACAUGUUUGAGAUAUAAAUGUGUGCUUUUAAAAUGUAGGUUCAAACAACACAAGAAAUGUUAAUCUUUAGUCACCACCAUUAAUAUUAAAAUGUAUGUGUGACAGAAUGCUUGGUAUUUAACACUGUGAUAAGUUGUUUUAGUAUGCGGUUAUUAAAAUGCAGCCGGGUUGAGUGGAACUCACAGUUUUCGGGCAGGUUUCUUCUAGACCUCCCUAUUGAUGCUUCCGACCUAAAAGCAUCCAUCCACUUCCUUAAACCCAUCUCACCCAUUCUUGGGCAGGCUAACAGGGGCGGUGAUGCCCUGCCUUAGGUUGCCCCCCUUUUUGCCAUUGGAGAGCCUUACCCAUCAUUGGGUCAUCACCUCAUGCCAGUGGUCUCGAUACCGCUCAGUCCUAUUAGCCAAUCCUUAACAAUUUGGCAUCAGUAAACAGAUAUUUUCUUUUGUUUCAGGGAGUAUCACCUGAGAACCGUCACAGCCAAUGAAACCAUCUACAACUGCUUAAAUAUGGAGACAGUUCAGAACAUGGUUAAAUUCAAAAAGCAUUAUUCAAAUUCUAACAAUCUAUUAAAAUUGUCCAAAUUAAAAGUCAAAUGCUACAAUUGAACUCAUUUACAGAUCAUUAAUUUCCAUUCAGGUUGUAUUUCUGCUAUUUUAGCAAACGUCACAUAAGACCAUGCAUCACGGUGGGGACUAACAUCAGAACAAAACAAAAUAAAGGUAGCCUCUGUCAAGCUUCUAGGAAGCUUAAUUUAAAAACAUCACCUUAAUUCAAUAACAGUCUCUAGAUAGUUUUUGAACCUACAUUUAUUCUUUCAGAUGAACUUUCAACUGAAUCUCUUGUCUUUAGUAUAUACACUUAACUUCUUCACUUAACAUAUUGCCCUCUGAAUAUAUAAAAUCCUUAAUCAUGAUGAGGAAAGCUGUUUGAACCUCUCCUUCAUAUCACUGUAUCUAACAUUAUUGUCAAAUUGCAUCAUUUUCCAUAUAAAAGAAAAGAAAAUCAAAAGAAAAGAAAACAAUUUAGAGAUGUAAAUCAAAAGAAAAAUAAAACAAUUUAGAGAUGUGCCUUUAGCACACUUCAAAAACUUAUACUGAGAGUGAGAGAGAGAUAGUAGGGCAUGGGAGGAAUUCAGGAGGACAUUCCACUCCUUCACACUGUUUCUAAUCUUGUUACAGCUAUUCCUGCUUUUUCAUUUUAGAAUCUCACAGUGAUACAUUUAAGUUAUUCUUCAACAGUGACAAUAGUGACAACACCUAUCUUGUAGUCCUGUCAUCUUAUUACUAAUAGAACCCAUGGCGAAUUAGCCUUCCGUGUUGGCCUAUGAACUGCUCUAUUGAUGGCAACAUGCUGAGAGGUUUUGUGUGGCUUAAAAUGAUAAUUGUCUUAUAGGUUAAACUUUGGCACAUAUAGACUAGUUAUACCUGUGGUCAGGGCCGUAGCAAGUGGAGUGAAAGGUGAUAAUGAUUCUAUGGACCCAAAGGUACAGGGGGCCCCACAAAAAAUCUAAACUGUACUUUUUAAUAGGAAAGGGUCCCAGAGCAAUAUACAGUCAGGGGGCCCAGAUUACCUUGCUACAGCCUUACCUGUGGUCUCUGUGUGUUUGGUCAUUGUAUUAUAAGUUUGUGUUUAUGGGGAUUUGUUAUGUUUCACAAACCACAUCUGUCCUCAAAUAGCACAGGCCAGCAUUUUAUACACAGACAUUCAGCUCCUGUCAAGUUCUGCUUUCAGAUGCUGCUUAGAAAACAACUACGGUACACUGAGGCAAACAAGCAACAGGACACCACCUUGUGGUCAGAUGGUGUGGUACAACCUAACGCCUCUAACCCUGCGAUGAAGAAAAACUAGUGUUGUAUUUAAAACAUAGAAAGUAGACUUGUUUUUAGUCUGGUAACUUUGUGUUUUCUCUUUCUCUCUGCAGUUGGUACGACAGAAAAGUGUAUUAAUGAAAGAUGAUUAUGGACUGACCACUGAGGCAGGAGGAAUCAAAGAAAAUGUGAAGAAAAACCGCUAUAGGGAUAUUCUGCCCUAUGAUCAAACCAGAGUCUGUCUGACUCCAACCACAUCUGAAUAUGAGUCUGAUUAUAUUAAUGCCAGCUUCAUCAAGGGUGCCACUGGGAGCAGAACGUACAUCGCCACUCAAGGCCCUCUAAACAACACUGUGGUUGACUUCUGGCGUAUGAUUUGGCAACACAAUGUUAAGGUCAUAGUCAUGGUAUGUAGAGAAAUCGAGAUGGGAAAGAAAAAAUGUGAGGUCUACUGGGCACCAACCACAGAAACAACCACUUUUGGUCCUUUUACUAUUUCAACCUUUAAGGAGUCUCGACCGAAUGAGGAAAUCGUUGUUCGGACGUUGGCAUUAAAAUAUUGUGAUGAAACUCGCAAAGUAUCUCAUUUCCAGUACACGUCCUGGCCGGAUCGUGGUAUUCCAAACAUUCCGGAUGGCAUUUUGGGCAUGAUGGAGCUGACGCGGCAAAAACAGAGCAACCAGACAGACCCCAUAGUAAUCCAUUGCAGCGCUGGCUGUGGCAGAACAGGGGUGAUCUGUGCCAUUGACUAUGUCAACGAUCUACUGCUUGCACAGCAAAUAAAUAAAGAUUUUAAUAUAUUGGACCUGGUGUUAGAGCUUAGAAGACAGAGACCCUCAGCUGUGCAGACUAAGGAGCAGUAUGGAUUUGUCUAUCAUAUGGUUGCUCAGAUGUUUCAAAAGGUCUUGCAAUCUCAACAAAAUCAUACCAAGACUUCAGACUCUUUGUACAUCAAUGCACUCCCGUCAAAGCCAACGCUGAAAUCAGGAUCGUUAGGCAGCAUCGGCACACCUCGAAAAACAAGAAAUCCCCUUCUGAGGCCACAGCUUUCUAAUCCUCUUCCUCAGACCAGGAUGAACGACACUUAUGCCGUCGUCAGCAAGCCCAAACUACAGCCGCCCGCCUCGUCCCCCCCUUUAUUCACCGUCCAUCACUAUGACAAUGCUAAUUUAGAGAAAACCAACAACAAUGCUCUUUACAGCACAGUCAAACCUAAAAACAGACCUGUAUCAUUCAUGCCCCAUACAACCACACCUGUGUAUGACGGAGCAACAGCCAAUCAGACAGGAGGGGUGGGGCCUAAAGGGACAGCCCUUGAAGGUUAUGAGAUAUUGCCAGUUGAAAAUCCUGCAAGCCAGUCCUUUAUAGAUGAUGAUUAUGAAUAUGUGUCGAACCCAGUCAAGGACACCAGCAGCCCGUUUGCCCCUGGCAGUCUGGGUUUCAACUGCCGCGUAAAGAAACCCAAAGGCCCUCGAGAUCCACCGACCGAAUGGAGCCGCACAGAAAGAUGAAACAGCGACAGGUUUUAAGGUUUAAAAAAUCAGUGCAAGCUAGCUUUUCCAAUCACUGCAAGAUCCUGUAGAUAUGCAGCUAUUUUUCUCUGGUUAAUAAAUUCGUUUAUUUAUUUUCAUUGCACUGGGUUUUUAAUAUCCUGUCUGUGUUUUUGUUAAUAUAAUUGUUUUAUUUACGGUUGAAAUUUAUAAUUGAUUUUAUCAUUGCGUAUAUUUCUUGAUUUUUGCAAUGCAAAUAAUUUAAGAUUAACAAUGCAAGUGUGAAUUCUCGUGUAAGAAUAAAGUACUUGUGUGAUUUAAAUGAGUUCAUUUUUUUAAAUAAUUGUAUUGUUUGUUCAGAAUUACUUUCUGAACAACAAAUAGGUGUUACUGAAGUCUAAAUGUAGACAGUUAUGUGUUCAAAUUCAUUGAUAUCAGAAAGUUGCUGAAGUACAGAUAGUGAAGUCAUUUUAAAAGCUUAUUUUCAGUAAUACAUAGUCAUGUUUUCAUUUCUUAUAGAUUUUUUUUAUUUUUUAUUCAAAACAUCAAGGAAAAUAUGAGUUUUCACAAUAUGACCCCUUUAAAUCAAAAGCUUAUAUGUUAAUGAGAUUAAUGAAGUGUGUCUUGUUGUUGUGAUAUAAUGUUAUUUUCAAUAGAGGGCAGUGUUGAGGGGUAAUGUCCCGGCUUGGACCGGACGUAUGACUCAGCUCAGGUCAUUCUAAUAAAGUUAUUUAGAGACA